UUUAGCGUCAGUCGGCGGCGGAACAAGACACGAAGAGUACGGGUGACACUCGUACCGGUUAGAAUCUCGUGAAGUAAACGAAGAUUCUGUGAGUUUUGUUAGUUGGAAAUUGUAAGGUGUAGGUGAACAUAUUUAUGACAUUUUUUGGUAAUUCAAAAGUUCGCGUUUUCCUAUCGACAGUAUCCUGAUUGUCCUAGAGCAAGCAAGAAAAUCGGUAAGCGUGUUUGUAACUGAAUUUGAGCGUGGGUUGCGAAGAGAGACAGCCAGGGGAAAAAGUUCGGAAAGCUUUCGCUCACCGGACAACUCCAACGGGCAAACAGCGUGGUGAGUGUUGCUGGCACGUGCAUCAUUCAGUGAUUAGAGUGAGAGUUUGCAAUCUCGGUGUUGUUGGCAUAUGUUCAGUUUUAAGUUCGAUUUAUUGUGCAAUCACUCGAAUACUGUGCGGAGUGAAGUGAGUUCAGUCUAUAGUGUCAAAGUAUAUUGUCAUCAUACGAUCAAGAAUUGAGCCGGUUAAAAAUAGUCAUAUUCGUUGGUAGACCGGGACGGAAAGAGGCAAACACAAUCGAAUUAAAUGUGUAGACCAAAUUAGGUCCAAUUGAGUCGCGCCGCUUCUACUGCUGCUGCUGCUGUUGCUGUUACCACUAAAAGGGGCACGGAACAACGGGGCAAGAUGACCACGACCAACGGCGAGCUGCUGGGGCUUGCAUUCAUGGCAUUCUUCAUCAUCACGUUUUCGUCCACCGCCCGCUACUAUGUCAAGUUCCUGUGUUUCAUCUUAUUCUCAGUGGUGUGCGCCGUCGGACCAAUUCCGUUCAUGCUGCUAAGGCCACGGGACUAUCGGAAUGCCUUACUGCCCGCCUAUCUGUGCCGAAAGUUUGGGGCGAUCCUGGGAGCCUCGUUCGAAGUUCGUGGAAAGGAGAACAUUAACCAACAGCAUGGCGGAGUGGUGCUAAUGAAUCACCAGAGCGCGUUGGAUCUUAUCGUGCUGGCCUAUCUGUGGCCCAUCAUCGGCCGAGCGACGGUGGUGGCCAAGCGGGAGGUGCUGUACAUGAUCCCCUUCGGAACGGCUAGCUGGCUGUGGGGAACGCUUUUCAUCGACCGGAAUAACCGUAGCUUAGCUAGAACUACAAUCAACAAAGAGUCGAAAGCUAUCAAUGAUAAGCAUGCCAAAAUUCUCUUCUUCCCCGAAGGAACACGAGGCAAUGGAGAUAGUUUGCUUCCGUUCAAGAAAGGUUCAUUCCAUGUCGCCAUCGAAUCGCAAGGGUUCAUCCAACCGGUGGUUAUCUCCAAGUAUCAUUUCCUAAACUCGAAGGCGAAAAUUUUCAAUCGAGGUAAAAACAUCAUAAAAAUCCUGCCGGAAAUUCCCUGCGCAGGUCUGUCCAAGGACGAUAUCCUGCCGCUAAUGGACCGGGUCUAUCAGCAAAUGCAGACCGAGUACGACGCUCUGAGUGAUGAAUCGCUUGCGAUUAAUAAUCUCAGCAAAAGCCUUUGAAUGCCACCAGACAAUGCUAAACUGAAAGCAGCAAAUCAACAACAGGACCGGGUUUGAUAAUUGGCACUAUGUUGGGUUGACGGUUAGGAUCCUUUAGGAGAUAGCUAGUGUGGAGAAAUUUUACCUUUAUGUCUGCUUCAAUCAGAAGCAGAACCACGUUCAUUGAAAAAUGUCCGUUUUUAAAUUAAAAAUACUAGCACAAAAGUACGAGAGAGAAAUUGUUUAAGUGAUUAAUCUUCCCCGCCCGCCCGAAACGGUUGCCAGAGUUUGAAUAAGUUAUUCCUAUUGACGAUGAUUCAGUAGAACAAAUUAAAUGAAUGCAACUGUAACUGUUUACUGCUGAAUUAUAGUUUUCAGCAUUUUAGUUUGACGGGAAUCCUGUGAAAAUAAAACGGGUUAUAUGUCUAAAAUGACGAGCGGAUCGAUCGAUUUGAUAUAAUGAUCUAUUAUAAGCUAAAAAGUCCUAUAGUCCUAUAGAUAUAUGUUUAUUUUAGAGUCACUAAUGCUAUACACAGACAAAUACAAAGCAGCUAUAUAGACAAAAUGAACAAAAUAAAAAGCUUUAUAGUGAGGAGAGUUUACAAAGAGGAUAAUUUAUGUUCUUGUGAUACAGAGUGAGUAAUCGUAAAAUAAACGCAUAUUGAGUAUAA
This is a messenger RNA of Topomyia yanbarensis, 2142 nucleotides long. It is a transcript of the gene Agpat2, whose product is annotated as 1-acyl-sn-glycerol-3-phosphate acyltransferase alpha. Gene Ontology annotation, cellular component: membrane; endoplasmic reticulum. The record is from RefSeq and is a predicted model, not a curated record. Lineage: Eukaryota; Metazoa; Arthropoda; Insecta; Diptera; Culicidae. Gene Ontology annotation, biological process: phosphatidic acid biosynthetic process. The coding region runs from base 671 to 1492 and encodes 273 amino acids. The transcript has 6 exons. Gene Ontology annotation, molecular function: 1-acylglycerol-3-phosphate O-acyltransferase activity.